Verticillium nonalfalfae is the source of this 216-nucleotide messenger RNA. RefSeq lists its product as uncharacterized. The coding region runs from base 1 to 216 and encodes 71 amino acids. Gene Ontology annotation, biological process: proton motive force-driven ATP synthesis. The record is from RefSeq and is a predicted model, not a curated record. The transcript is spliced from 3 exons. Lineage: Eukaryota; Fungi; Ascomycota; Sordariomycetes; Glomerellales; Plectosphaerellaceae.
AUGGUUCAGAUGUACUCUAUCGCCGGUCGCCAGAUUGGCUCCCACUACCUGGCCAUUGGCGUCCUCGCCACCCUCUUCACCGGCUCUUACGUCUCCCUCAGCGGCGGUAGCAAGGCCCCCGCUGCCACUCCCCCCAUCAACGCCUCCAGCUCGGACGAAGCCGACUUCAUCAAGAAGUUCCUCGACAGCCAGGACAAGGAUGCGAAGAAGCACUAA